AACUCUCAUCAGUGAUUUCUAUACUUCAGAUUCAAUUUUGCAGCCAAUUCAUUUCUAUUAGUGCCAAUCUAGAUUUUGUGGUUGGAAAGCUAUGGCAGGAAAGGGUGAAGGUCCGGCCAUCGGAAUUGAUCUCGGGACGACGUACUCGUGCGUCGGAGUCUGGCAACAUGAUCGCGUCGAAAUUAUUGCCAACGACCAAGGUAAUAGAACGACGCCGUCGUAUGUUGCCUUCACGGACACCGAGAGGCUUAUUGGUGAUGCCGCUAAGAAUCAGGUUGCGAUGAACCCGACGAACACCGUAUUUGAUGCUAAGAGGUUAAUUGGAAGGAGAUUUUCCGAUGCCUCGGUGCAGAGUGAUACUAAACUGUGGCCAUUCAAGGUCAUUCCUGGACCUGGUGACAAACCGAUGAUUGUUGUAAACUACAAGGGAGAAGACAAACAGUUUUCAGCUGAGGAGAUCUCUUCAAUGGUUUUGAUGAAGAUGAAGGAAAUUGCAGAGGCCUACCUUGGUUCAACAGUAAAGAACGCCGUCGUCACUGUACCAGCUUACUUCAAUGAUUCUCAGCGUCAAGCAACUAAGGAUGCUGGUGUCAUUUCUGGUCUCAAUGUGAUGCGCAUCAUCAACGAGCCUACGGCUGCCGCAAUUGCUUAUGGUCUUGACAAGAAAGCUACCAGUGUGGGUGAGAAGAAUGUCUUGAUUUUUGAUCUUGGUGGAGGUACUUUUGAUGUUUCUCUUUUGACGAUCGAAGAGGGUAUAUUUGAAGUGAAGGCCACUGCCGGUGACACUCAUCUUGGAGGUGAGGAUUUCGAUAACAGAAUGGUGAACCAUUUUGUUCAGGAAUUCAAGAGGAAGAACAAGAAAGACAUCAGCGGCAACCCGAGGGCGUUGAGGAGGCUGAGAACUGCUUGUGAGAGGGCAAAAAGGACUCUGUCAUCGACUGCCCAAACGACAAUUGAGAUAGACUCUCUCUACGAGGGCAUUGAUUUUUACUCCACCAUCACCCGUGCCAGAUUCGAGGAGCUUAACAUGGAUCUGUUCAGGAAAUGCAUGGAGCCCGUCGAGAAGUGUUUGAGGGAUGCCAAGAUGGAUAAAAGCACUGUCCACGAUGUUGUCCUUGUUGGCGGCUCGACUAGGAUUCCCAAGGUCCAGCAACUAUUGCAGGACUUCUUUAAUGGGAAGGAGCUUUGCAAGAGCAUUAACCCUGAUGAGGCAGUUGCAUACGGUGCUGCGGUGCAGGCUGCCAUUCUUAGCGGCGAGGGUAAUGAGAAGGUCCAGGACCUCUUGCUCCUCGAUGUCACCCCCCUGUCUCUUGGCUUGGAAACCGCCGGAGGUGUCAUGACUGUGCUCAUUCCCAGGAACACAACUAUCCCGACCAAGAAGGAGCAGGUCUUCUCUACUUAUUCGGACAAUCAGCCUGGUGUGUUGAUCCAGGUCUAUGAAGGAGAAAGAACAAGAACCAGAGACAACAAUUUGCUCGGAAAAUUCGAGCUUUCCGGCAUACCGCCAGCCCCCAGGGGAGUUCCGCAGAUCACAGUGUGCUUUGACAUUGAUGCGAAUGGUAUUCUGAAUGUGUCGGCUGAGGACAAGACGACAGGGCAGAAGAACAAGAUCACAAUCACCAAUGACAAGGGGAGGCUCUCCAAGGAGGAGAUUGAGAAGAUGGUGCAGGAAGCGGAGAAGUACAAGUCGGAAGACGAGGAGCACAAGAAGAAGAUUGAAGCCAAGAAUGCAUUGGAGAACUACGCGUACAACAUGAGGAACACAGUGAAGGAUGAGAAGAUUGCCUCAAAGCUGUCGGCGGAUGACAAGAAGAAGAUCGAGGAUGCCAUCGAGUCGUCCAUCCAAUGGCUGGAUGGAAACCAGCUUGCUGAGGCGGAUGAAUUCGAAGACAAGAUGAAGGAAUUGGAGAGCAUCUGUAACCCCAUCAUUGCCAAGAUGUACCAGGGAGCUGGAGGGGAUGUGCCCAUGGACGACGAUGGCCCUGCUCCCAGUGGUGGUGGAGCAGGUGCCGGAGCGGGAGCUGGAGCUGGCCCCAAGAUUGAGGAGGUCGACUAAGCACAUUAAACAUGUUUGCUUUUUUGCUAAUAUUGUUUACUAUUUAUUUUGGUCAAACGUUUGUCUCUCCUUUAUUAGUCGUCCAAGUCUGAACUUGGUGAAAUUAUUAUGAAGAUCUUUAUCUGGUUUGGUUCGUAA
Molecule: messenger RNA, 2194 nt
Organism: Andrographis paniculata
Lineage: Eukaryota; Viridiplantae; Streptophyta; Magnoliopsida; Lamiales; Acanthaceae
Product: heat shock cognate 70 kDa protein 2
Exons: 2
Coding region: 92-2056 (654 amino acids)
Biological process (GO): protein refolding; cellular response to unfolded protein
Cellular component (GO): cytoplasm
Molecular function (GO): heat shock protein binding; misfolded protein binding; ATP hydrolysis activity
Source: RefSeq, a predicted model, not a curated record